UCAUUUAUUUCUGAUUGGAUUAUCACCUUUCAGAAGUAACAAAGAAAAUGUCCUUUAAGGACUUUAAUUCAGUUCACCAACUAUUCAAUUCAUUUAUUUCUGAUUGGAUCAUAACACCUUUCAGAACAUUAAGUAACAAGAAACUGAAAAUAUCAAUUUCCUGAAAGAAAGAAAAAAAAAAUGGUAGCUGUUUUCAACAAAGAGCUCUUGAGCUGGUACCUUAUCACCCUUAAACUUAGAGAAACCUUAGAAGCAGGGAUUCCAUCAUCGUCUCCGAAUUCAGGUACACGAUCGAUCCAGUUACCUCAGCAGCAAAAGCUUGAGCAACAACCUUCAGAAUCAUUGCAGGUUCUUCUUACCAACCAAAAUGGUGAAAAUUUGGAAGAGGAAGCAAGCUCACCAGUAUCUGAAUGGGUGAUCUCCAUCAAGGAAAAGCUCGAGGAGGCGAAUCAAGACGAUGUAGCAAGUUCAUGGACUAAGCUAUCAAUCUACAAAAUCCCUCAUUACCUUAGAGAUAGUAGUGGCGACGACAAAGCUUUUGCACCACAGAUUGUGUCCUUAGGACCAUACCAUCAUGGCAAAAAACGCCUUCGACAAAUGGAACGUCAUAAAUGGCGUUCCAUUAACCACGUUCUUAAGAGGACAAAACAUGACAUUAGGCUUUAUCUGGAUGCAAUGAAAGAGAUGGAAGAAAAAGCAAGAUCUUGUUAUGAAGGAACGAUCGGGUUAAGCAGCAAUGAGUUUGUGGAAAUGUUGGUCCUUGAUGGUUGUUUUGUGAUUGAGCUGUUUAGAGGAGCAACAGAAGGGUUUAAGGAACUUGGUUAUUCAAGGAACGAUCCUGUUUUUGCAAUGCGCGGAUCGAUGCAUUCGAUUCAAAGAGAUAUGAUCAUGCUAGAAAAUCAGCUUCCCCUUUUCAUACUAGAUUUGCUUCUGGGAAUUCAGAUUGGUAAACCAGAUUUGAAAGGACUUGUUGCAAAUCUAGCACUCAGAUUCUUCGACCCUUUAAUGCCAACAGAUGAACCAUUAACAAAAAGUGAUAGAAAUAAACUGGAAUCAACAUUUAGAAAAAGCACUACCAAUGCCACCUUUGAUCCUUUAUCCGACCAAGGAGGUCUUCACUGUCUCGAUGUAUUUAGACGAAGCUUAUUGCGCUCAGGACCUCAACCAGCACCUAGAAUAUGGAUCAAACGCAGGUCGAACGCUAAUAGAGUUGCAGACAAACGGCGCCAGCAACUGAUACAUUGUGUAACUGAGCUAAAAGAGGCUGGAAUCAAGUUCAAGAAAAGGAAGACCGAUCGCUUCUGGGAUAUUAAAUUUAAGGACGGUAUUCUGCGUAUUCCGAGACUCUUGAUCCAUGAUGGAACAAAAUCUCUGUUUCUAAACCUCAUUGCAUUUGAGCAGUGUCAUCUUGAUUGCAGCAAUGACAUUACAUCCUAUGUUAUCUUCAUGGAUAACUUGAUUAACUCUCCAGAAGAUGUCGGAUACCUUCAUUACCGAGGGAUAAUCGAACAUUGGCUUGGAAGUGAUACCGAAGUUGCAGACCUUUUCAACAGGUUAUGCCAAGAGGUUGUGUUUGACAUCAAUAACAGUUAUCUUUCUCCAUUAUCAGAGUCUGUUAAUAGAUACUACAAUCAUAGAUGGAAUACUUGGUGUGCAAGCUUGAGACACAAUUACUUCAAUAACCCUUGGGCUAUUAUCUCUUUGGUUGCUGCUGUAGUCUUGUUGCUACUUACUUUUGCACAAACCUACUACAGUGUAUAUGGAUAUUAUAGACCAGCACAGUAACUGGUUAGUACAAGUAUUGCACCAGCAGGGUAUUUCAUUUCACAUUCAUCAAUACAUUUUUUAUCAUUGAUUCUUUCUUAGUGUGAGACAUUGAUGUGUUUAUGUAAGCUUCAAGAAUGAAGCCUAGAAAUGAGUUUGAAGGUUGAAGACUUUUGAAGUCUUGUUAUUUGGUAAUUUAUUUUGGCACUUUUGAAGAUACUGGCUAGUGGCUACUACUGUAAUACAAGUUGUGAUGCAAGUGUUUAUCAAACAACUCCGGCUUUGUUUCAUAACCAGCUUUCUUUUUCAUUUUCAUUUUUGAAGGGUGCUUUCAUUUCAUAUUCUACUACUGUAAUGCUUCGUUUAUUAUAGAUUUUGAGACGAUGCACAAUGUAUUUGAA
Medicago truncatula (barrel medic) is the source of this 2165-nucleotide messenger RNA. RefSeq names its product UPF0481 protein At3g47200. Lineage: Eukaryota; Viridiplantae; Streptophyta; Magnoliopsida; Fabales; Fabaceae. The coding region runs from base 181 to 1785 and encodes 534 amino acids. The record is from RefSeq and is a predicted model, not a curated record. The transcript has a single exon.